CUCGCAUCAAGCAGGGUUGUGGCCGAUGGGAGAUGUUGUGGAGGUGAGACUGUCGGUGGGAGAUGUUAUGGAGAGAGAUGGCAUGUGGGAGAUGCUGCAGAGAUGAGAUAGCCGGAGCAGGAGCAGGGGGAUGCGUUGGAGCUGCUACAAGAAGAGGGGACGGGCGAUGACGAUGGCGAGUGGGGAGCUGCUAAGGGGACUGGGGGUGGGGACGAUGUUGACAGGAAACGCAAAAGCUGGGAUGGAAAGUGACAAAGAAGCGGAGGAGCUGCUACAGGAUGAGGGGGCGAGGACUGCGAUGGCGAUGGCGAGCGGGGAGCUGCGACGGGGACUGGGGAUGCCGACGAGACGCGCCGAAGUCGGGGCGGGAAGUGUCGACGGCGGCAGGGUCUAGAGUCGCUCUUUUUUCUCUAUUCGCGAAGAAGACGAAGGAGAAGAAGUGUCAAUUAGGAUGCUAGGGUUUAUUUUUUUCCAGCCCGACUAUUUUGCCUUUCACAUUCUGUUUUUUAUUUUUUAUUAAUUAGAACGGCUGGAAGGGGGGAAAAUUGAGCGACCAGCUUGAGUGAGUAAUCGCCUCGGCCGCUUACCGGCGAUUGCAGAAAUUCGGAAUUGCUAAAUGACUUAUCUGAGACAGGUUUAUGGCCGGGUGGCGGUUUUAGUGAUCCGGUCGGCUCGCUUGGUCCUAAUAACACUGACUUUUAUCU
Linum trigynum is the source of this 704-nucleotide messenger RNA. NCBI's taxonomy places the organism in Eukaryota, Viridiplantae, Streptophyta, Magnoliopsida, Malpighiales, Linaceae. The record is from the annotation of a GenBank genome assembly.